Molecule: messenger RNA, 2671 nt
Organism: Physella acuta
Lineage: Eukaryota; Metazoa; Mollusca; Gastropoda; Physidae
Source: RefSeq, a predicted model, not a curated record
ACAUUGCUAAAUAGCACCUUACGAAGUAGCACAUUACGAAGUACAACGUUACACAUUGCGACAGUGAAGGAGAUAAUGGAGUUUGUCUAACACUCCAACCUUUGCAGGACGUUGUUGUGUAGAACCAUGGCGGCCAUACAGUGGGCGGAUGGUGGCAAGCCAAAGAAAUGGCUGAUCGCUGCUCUCUUCGUUUUCCUCGCUGUCCUGUUCGUGACGAUUCUUUACAGCAGGAGGGACGUAUCCAUUGUUGAAAAGCACCAACCAGAGAACUCCUUCAAGAAACAACGGGACACCCUGUCGCGGGAACUGAACAAGUUGAAGAUGUUGUUUGGUCAGCAAAAUUGUGAACUGAUGAAACGUGAUCAGAGAAGUGAUGGGGUGUCGGAGUUCGGGGGGUGGUGUGCUGAAAUUAGCGCCCCAGGGAGUUCGAAACACCACUGGGAUAAGACCUUCUCCACGGCACUGAGCGCCUACCUGGCAGGUAAAACCGUCGGCAGCUUUGGGGAGGGUCCUGGUGCCUACAAGACCCACAUGGACACCCUGGGCCAGGUGACCAGCUACACGGCGUACGACGGCGCGCCUUUUGUCGAGAGCGUGACGGACGGCAAGGUGAAGUUUCUGGAUCUGACGUCACCACAAUACGGGCUGCCCAUCUUUGACUGGGUCAUCAGUGUGGAGGUGGGUGAACACAUCCCACCGCAGUUUGAAGAUAUUUAUCUGGACAACUUGGUCAGACAUGCCAGGGAGGGCCUCAUUCUGAGCUGGGGCAAGCCAGGUCAGAUGGGCCUGUCCCACGUCAACAACAAGCCCCUGACCGAGGUCAUCGCCCAGCUCAACAAGCGCGGGUUCCACAUCGUGCCCGAGGACGGGCAACACCUGAGGGAGGCCGCCUCGGUCUUCUGGCUCAAGGACAACAUCCAGGUGUACAAGAGGACCUCACCCUCCAGCUUGGUGCCAGAGGACGCUUGAGGACUGGAGGACAUGAGGACAUUGUGUAAAGGACGCUUAAAGCAGGACAUGAGGACAUUGUGUAAAGCACGCUUAAAGCAGGACAUAAGGACAUUGUGUAAAGCACGCUUAAAGCAGGACAUAAGGACAUUGUGUGAAGGAUGACUAAAGCAGAAUUGGAGGACAUGAGGACAUGGUUUACAGGAUUGUAAAAACAGUGUGACAUGCAAAUGGAGAGAAAAUGUUUAAAAUGUGCCGUUUAAGUGGAGAGGAGUUUCACAUUGUGCCGUAAAUGUUGGGACACAAUUGGUAACUAAGACAAUUAAUGACAAUGUGCCCUUAUUGUGAAACAAAACAUAUGCCUCUGAUGUAGAUCUAAAGGCUGUGAGAAACUAUUUUUUUUUGGGUGAAGCUCAUACAAAUUCAUCCAGGUAAGGAAUACUUUAUAAAAUACGACUAAUAGAGUUUACCCAAAAGAAAUAGUUGAUAAAAAUGAUAACAUCUCAACGUCUUAGAAGCAAUGGACAAAGCGGAAUAACUCAUUAAUUGUUUUUUAGUUGAUAAAAAUGAUAAUAUCUCAUGGACAAAGGGGGAAUAACUCAUUAAUUGUUUUUUAGGUGGAAUUCUUAUAUUGGUAAGAGAGACAAAGCUAAUAUAUUUAUUGUAUUGAUUCACACACUAGUCGUUGGGUAUUCGAUUACAUUAUUUAUGAUUAUCCACGCAAUAAAUUAAAAGAAAACAUGGGAUAUAUUUUUGUAACUUCAACUUUUUUUUGCAUUUUAAUUUUACUUUCUUUAAAAAGCUACUUUGAAAGUUGCUCUGUUUACAUUUAUUUGAGUCAUGUGCUUUAGUAAAUAAACCCCCAACAAUUUUUGCAAGUUUUACAACGGCUAGUGCCGUAAAAAUGAUUAUCUAAAUUCAAUUUGUCAAGUUUUUCUUUAAACAAUUACGAUUUAACCGUUUUCAUUUGCAUUUUCUUCUUACUUUGAGGUUUGGGCUAAAUGCCAUAUUCGAUUCUAAUUAGAUUUAUGGUAAAUAUAAUUAUACCUGAUCAAACCAAAAUGACGGCAGAAUUAUAUAUUACAAUAAAUGGGCUGUCAAUAAUUACAGUUUUUUUUUAUCAAUAAAAUGAUUAAAGGAAACGGUUAAAAAAAACAAAAAAAACUUUUUUUUAACCAGGUGUAUGUCACCACAUCCUCGUUGGACUUCUGCUAAGCAGAACUUUCAAAGCUUUAUUAGUCUUGGAAACAUUUACUUAGUAGUUGUAUUGGGGUUUAAGUUCAAUAUUUGAUGUUUAUGAUGUGCUUGAUUUGUGGUUUUUAAAUUAAAGGCCUAUUUAGGUCAACUUAGAAAAGUAAGUUUAUGUAAAUGUUUUCACGUUUUAAAAAUGAUUUGCACACGGGCAUUCUAUGUGUAUGUUAACACUAGGUCCCUACAGGCUAAAUGUUAACACAAUGCCCACCCUUGUAGGCUAAUUGUUAACUCCAGGCCCAUACAGGCUAAAUCUUAACGCAAGGCCCACACAGGCAUUUUUCCUGUACAUGUUAACAAACGGCUAGUUCGUGUGUACAUUAUUUUCGACAGCCGGAAAUAAUUUUCCUUGAAUGUAAUUUGUACCAUUGUGCCUUGUGCUAAGUUUUAAAUUUAUUUUACAAUGCAUUUAAAAGCUCACAAUUACUUUCAUUAACAUGCUGUUCAUUUUAAUAGAAUAAAAAAAGUUUCU